ACGGCCGCCAUUUUGUGCCUUAGCAGAAGAGGCGCGCGCGCUGGGCAGUUUUUUUUAAAAUAAAAUUGAUUUAAUUAUUGUUUUAACUGGGUGCAGUAUAAAUUAUUUUAACAAGCGGGCGGAAGUCCCCUUCCGUAGCUGCAUGGCGGCAGAAAACCAGGCUGGGCUCGCCGCUGAGGCGGCGAUUUCCUUCAGCGGAGGUGGUCCGGAUGGUUUCAGAAGUGGCCUCGGUGGCGGGACAAUGCGGCGUCUCAGUGACUUACGAGUGAUCGACCUCCGCGCCGAACUGAAGCGCCGCAAUCUGGACACAGGCGGCAACAAGAGCGUCCUCCUCGAACGGCUGAGGAAGGCUAUUGAGGAUGAAGGAGGAAAUCCUGAUGAAAUUCCAGUGCCAUCAGAAACAGCCCCCAAGAGAGUGCCCAAGAGAAGUAGCAAAGGGCGUAGACCAGAGGAAGAAGGAGUUGAAGACAAUGGACUUGAGGAUGACUCUGGAGAGGGGCAGGAGGAUAUUGAAACAAGUUUGGAUAACUUGCAGGAUAUUGACAUGAUGGAUAUUAGUGUGUUAGAUGAAGCUGACAUAGAUAACGGCAGUGGUACUGAGAGUAGACUGGGCUCCCUCUCUGAUAGCAAAAGAAAUGCUGGUGCAGAAAGGAGAGACCUUCCAGAACAGCUUGCAGGAUGUCCCGUAGGUAACAUGGAGACACCUCCACCCUUGUCAGAUAUUAAAGAAGAACCAAGAGAAAUACUAGUUGCCAUGGCAGAGGGUGAAGAUGCUGGUGACGUUCUCGAUCGGGCAUCCUCUGACUUUACACAUUUGAAGGAACUUGAAGAGUUUCCCUUGGAAUCAGAAAAUGAGAAAAUGCUCGACAUUUUGGGUGACACUUGUAAAUCUGAGCCCCUUAAAGAAGACGCUUCUGAAGCGGAGCAGGCGCAGGAAGCGAAUAACCCGUUGCCAGGCAAACAGGCAGCCGAGGAAGAAGAAGAAGACACGCUUGCCACCACUGCUCAGCCGGAUGAAGACCUGUUAGAAAUGGACAGCCAGUCAGGCCAGGUUUUGGCCAAGCACGAGGAGGAAGAAGAGGAGGAGGAGGAAGAGGAGGAGGAGGAAGAGGAGGAGGAAGAGGAGGAGGAGGAGGCGAAGCACUUAGUAAUAGCAAAAGGGGAGCUGAGCGAACAGACAGAUGAGGAAGCCAAUCUGGACUCUGACUCUUUAGCGGUAGAGAACAGGAGUGGUGGAGGAGGAGGUGGAGGUGAGAGUAGCAGAGCAGCCCAAACUCUGGAAGCCAGUAGUGAGGAAACUGCGGAGACGGACACAGGUCCCCAAGUGGUUAGCCAAGAUGCGGAGAAGAUGGAAGCGAAGGCUAAUUGUGAGGAAGAGUCCUCUGCCACUAGAGAGUCCUCUGCCAAAGAGGGCGGUGAUCAGAACACGAGCCCUAAGGAGGAUGCAGAGGCUAAAACUGCUUUGAAGGAUGAGAAGGGUCGCUCCAGUGAUAGCCCUGGCAGGAACCUGUGGGUUAGUGGUCUUUCCUCUUCAACCAGAGCAACAGAUCUGAAGAAUCUGUUCAGUAAAUAUGGAAAGGUGGUGGGUGCCAAAGUGGUGACAAAUGCCCGCAGUCCUGGCGCUCGCUGUUAUGGCUUCGUCACUAUGUCAUCUUCCGAGGAAGCAACCAAAUGCAUCAGCCACCUGCAUAGAACAGAACUGCAUGGGAAAAUGAUCUCUGUGGAAAAGGCCAAAAAUGAACCUGCUGGGAAAAGGGCCAUAUCUGACAAGAUACAAAACGAAGUAAAGAAAGAGAAGGACAGACGCCACUCAGCAGACUCUAGAUCGGAAAGAUCCCUGAGCCUUAAAAAGGAAGAAAAAGUAGACAAAAGGGAUGAUUCCAAGAAACUGGAUGGAAAAGAUGGUGCAGAAGAAAAAGCGGGGAAAGAAAUGGAGGAGUCCAAGGUGGUAUCCUCUGGACGCUCACGCUCUGUUAAAUCUGCAAGCCGCGGAACUGAGCGGACUGUGGUCAUGGACAAAUCCAAGGGCGAGCCUGUUAUUAGCGUGAAAACCACGACCACAUCGAAAGAGAGAAGCACAAAGAGCCACGAUCGCAAAUCUGAGAGCAAAGAGAAACAAGACAUUCUAUCUUUUGAUAAAAUCAAAGAGCAGCGUGAGCGAGAGCGGCAGAGACAACGAGAACGAGAAAUUCGAGAGACGGAACGACGAAGGGAGCGCGAGCGCCGAGAGCGGGAGCAGCGCAUCCAGGCCGCCCAGGAGUGGGACGUCCGGCAGCGGCUGCAACGGGAGCGAGAGCGGCUCUACCUGCAGCGGCAGCGGCUGCAGCGGGAGCGGCUGGAGCGGGAGCGGCUGGAGCGGGAGAGGAUGCACAUCGAGCAGGAGAGGAGGCGGGAGCAGGAGCGCAUCCAGCGGGAGCGGGAGGAGCUGCGGCGGCAGCAGGAGCAGCUGCGCUACGAGCAGGAGCGCCGCUCUGCUCUGAGGCGGCCAUACGAUUCUGAUGGCAGCAGGCGUGACGAUUCUUACUGGCCAGAGCCAAAGCGGAUGACCGUGGAUGACAGAUACCAUUCUGACUUCAGUCGACAAGACCGCUUCCACAGCUUUGACCACAGGGACCGCAGUCGGUACCCGGACCAUCCAGUGGACAGGAGAGAGAGCUCCAGGACAGUACCCGAUCGAGAUGGACAGCGCUAUCCUGAUGAACGACACGGAGGGCCCGACCGCCACUCCCGGGACUCCCGGGACAGCUGGGCAGGUUACGGAUCAGAGAGGAGGUUAAGCAAAGGACAUGGAUUGCCACCCCCGUCCCGAGAUGGGCGCGACUGGGGGGAUCACAGCCGCAAGGUCGAGGGGCAUCAGGAUCGCUCAUGGCCGAGUGAUGUGGAUGGUGGGAUCAUUGGACGGGAUCAUGAAAGAUGGCAAGGUGACAGGAGCAUUUCCAGCCAAUCAGGGCCUGGCCACAUAAUGAACAGAGGAGGAAUAUCAGGGCGUGGAGGGUUCAUGCAGGGUGGAGCCCAGAACCCAGUGGCGCAAGGAGCUAGUCUGCAAAGCAGCUUUGCUAGCCAGGAUAGAACGAGUCGACCCAGCGACCCUCGUUUCACCCGGCGCUACUGAAUGUUCUUCCAUUUUGAAUGCUGUGUGGCCACCGCAUUGAAUUUUGUUCCCUGGUCAUCGUCGUGAACAUUCACUGCUGAAACAGGAAAUCACAGCACCCUCCCGUAGCUUGCACCCAAUGUGAAUUCAAGUGUGUGUGUUUGUACUCCCCAGGCCAAAUAUGUUAUUCUCUGGAUACUGCUCGAUUGUUUCAGAGGAAACAUUCCAUUUUCCAUAAACAAUAAAGCUGUAUUGUAUUGUG
This is a messenger RNA of Varanus komodoensis (Komodo dragon), 3353 nucleotides long. Its product is annotated as scaffold attachment factor B1-like. Gene Ontology annotation, biological process: regulation of mRNA processing; regulation of transcription by RNA polymerase II. Gene Ontology annotation, cellular component: nucleus. The transcript is spliced from 21 exons. Bases 143 to 3112 code for a protein of 989 amino acids. Gene Ontology annotation, molecular function: sequence-specific DNA binding; RNA binding. NCBI's taxonomy places the organism in Eukaryota, Metazoa, Chordata, Lepidosauria, Squamata, Varanidae. The record is from RefSeq and is a predicted model, not a curated record.